Molecule: messenger RNA, 842 nt
Organism: Lactuca virosa
Lineage: Eukaryota; Viridiplantae; Streptophyta; Magnoliopsida; Asterales; Asteraceae
Source: the annotation of a GenBank genome assembly
AAGUUUCUAAUAAAACCCUUUUCAUCUCCCUUCGCCCUCAUUUCUGCUCUUACAUCGACACCCCUGCGCCGCCGCACUCUUCCGCAACUACAAUGGCGUCAGAGAGGAAGCUAGCUAAUCCAAUGAGGGAGAUUAAGGUUCAGAAACUGGUUCUGAACAUCUCCGUUGGUGAAAGUGGUGAUCGUCUCACUCGUGCUGCUAAGGUUUUGGAGCAACUCAGUGGCCAAUCCCCUGUCUUUUCCAAGGCAAGGUACACUGUGAGGUCUUUUGGUAUCAGGCGUAAUGAAAAGAUUGCAUGCUAUGUCACUGUUAGAGGAGACAAAGCAAUGCAGCUUUUGGAGAGUGGAUUGAAGGUUAAGGAAUAUGAACUUUUGAGGCGUAAUUUCAGUGACACUGGUUGCUUUGGAUUUGGUAUCCAGGAGCACAUUGAUCUUGGUAUCAAAUAUGAUCCCUCAACUGGAAUCUAUGGAAUGGAUUUCUUUGUGGUUCUUGAAAGGCCAGGAUACCGUGUGGGAAGACGCCGGAGGUGCAAGGCGCGUGUUGGGAUCCAACACAGAGUUACAAAGGAUGAUGCAAUGAAGUGGUUUCAGGUUAAGUAUGAAGGAGUUAUCCUCAACAAAUCCCAACAAAUUGGAGCAUAAUAAAAUUCAACAGAUUUUCUUAUAUCCUCUCCAUUUUGUCUUUUUCAAUCCGGCUAUUUAUGGUGUUGUUUUUUAUUUGGUUAUGUUAUGGUAGUAGUUGUUUUAGGCAGGAAGUUAUGCAAACUCCUUUUCAUUUUCCUCAAAUGUUUUCUACAAGAUUCUUGAGAUAAUGUUUUAAUUUUGGUGUCGUUAACACAAAAA